This is a messenger RNA of Alosa alosa (allis shad), 1955 nucleotides long. It is a transcript of the gene qtrt1, whose product is annotated as queuine tRNA-ribosyltransferase 1. Gene Ontology annotation, molecular function: tRNA-guanosine(34) queuine transglycosylase activity; actin binding. The record is from RefSeq and is a predicted model, not a curated record. Lineage: Eukaryota; Metazoa; Chordata; Actinopteri; Clupeiformes; Clupeidae. The transcript is spliced from 9 exons. Gene Ontology annotation, cellular component: cytosol. Bases 18 to 1286 code for a protein of 422 amino acids.
GUCAUACACCAUCCAAAAUGGCAGCGCCCAGUAGAUCAGAUGAACCAUUUGGAACUGAAGGCGUUAAUACAAUUGAAGCAAACGAAAUGUGUUCGAAGAAGGCUACGGCGUUGGCACCUCUUGCUCUGCAAAUCGUAGCUGAAUGUCCCGUGACCAAAGCCAGAGUCUGCGAUCUCGCUUUGCCACACUGUAUAGUGAAUACACCGGUGUUCAUGCCUGUUGGCACUCAAGGAACACUCAAGGGAAUCACUGUGGAUCAACUAGAGGACCUUAACUGUCAAAUAUGCCUCGGCAAUACGUAUCAUUUGGGUACAAGACCGGGUCCUCGAUUAUUUGAUAAGGCAAAUGGCCUUCAUGGUUUCAUGAACUGGAAAAGAAAUCUUUUGACGGACAGUGGGGGUUUUCAAAUGGUGUCUCUGGUUGAGCUGUCGGAAGUCACAGAAGAGGGAGUGAAGUUUCGGUCCCCAUAUGAUGGCAAGGAAAUCCUUCUCACUCCGGAGGAGUCAAUCGCCAUACAGAACAGUCUUGGGUCUGACAUAAUGAUGCAGCUGGAUGAUGUGGUCAGCAGCACUGUUACAGGGCCUCGAGUGGAGGAGGCCAUGCAUCGGUCGAUUCGCUGGCUGGACCGCUGCAUAGUGGCCAACAAGAACCCUGAUCGGCAAAAUCUAUUUGCCAUCAUACAGGGCGGUCUUAAUCCCCAGUUACGCAAAGCAUGCUUAGAGGAGAUGACAAAACGAGACGUCCCUGGUUUCGCCAUCGGGGGCUUGAGUGGCGGAGAGGAAAAGGACGAUUUCUGGAAAAUGGUGACCCUCAGCACAGACCACUUGCCCCGCUGUAAACCCCGUUACCUGAUGGGUGUCGGAUAUGCAGUGGACCUGGUGGUGUGUGUGGCUCUUGGGUGUGACAUGUUCGACUGCGUCUUCCCCACUCGCACAGCGAGGUUUGGCUCAGCGUUGGUUCCCUGGGGAUCUCUGCAGCUAAAAACGAAGCAGUUUGCUAAAGACCUCCAGCCCAUAGAUCCAGACUGCAAUUGCCCCACCUGUAGGAGACACACGCGGGCCUACCUUCAUGCCCUGCUCAAAUGUGAUACAGCAGGAAUGCACCAUAUAACUGUCCACAACAUUUCUUACCAGCUUACCCUGAUGCGAUCAAUUCGUCAGAGUAUUAUUGAGAGCAGGUUCCCUGAGUUUGUCAAGUCCUUCAUGAAGAGAAUGUUCCCUACGCCAGACCAGUACCCCAGGUGGGCUGUGGAGGCGCUUGCUUCAGUAAACAUCGCCCUGGACUAACCUUUGCAGGCUGCCCAGCAGCUGUUGUCUUGUAGUGACACUGAAGAAAAAUGGACCUCCUUUUUUAUCGCUCAGGACUCACUUUUGUUUAAAGCAACAAUUCCAAACAUGUCUCAUUUUUACCCACUUUGUUUUUACUUUUCCUUCUUUUUACAGUUUUUAUUUAAUUUUCAUCUCCUCAGUUUUUUUUUAUGGUACAAUUUUUUUAUUAAAGACAUAUUUCCUGGGAUAGAAUUUAAUCAACAUCAUGCUCAAAUAUUAACGGGACAAAAAAAUGAAUUAAGGAAUUCUCAAACAAAGAAUUUUCUAUUUUAUAUUCAGCAAAUAAAACCUUUAAUGUCCAUUUAGAAUUAUUUUUAUUUUUGUGUUCGGUUACAGAUGUCAAAAAAUGAACUGCAAUUUUUCAGGACCACAUUAUUCAUGACCAUCAUCAUUGUGGAUGCAGCUUAAACAAAAGUAAAUAGGCUUGUACCACUCAGAGAUUUUCUGGUCUUAGACUAGGUGGUUCAUAUGGUCAGGUCUGUGUAGGGCCAAACCUUCUGCUGAAACUAUUCUUCAGUCUGAGUCUUCAAAGUGUUUCAGCACUGCAGUGCUUCAAGGUUGUAUAGUUUCUAUAAAAGAUACUGUUUUAUUAACAUGCACUGUAAACAAUAGACAUCAAUGUUGUCA